Messenger RNA from Penicillium manginii, 237 nucleotides. RefSeq lists its product as uncharacterized. The record is from RefSeq and is a predicted model, not a curated record. The transcript has 2 exons. Lineage: Eukaryota; Fungi; Ascomycota; Eurotiomycetes; Eurotiales; Aspergillaceae. Bases 1 to 237 code for a protein of 78 amino acids.
AUGGUCGCUUUCCCUCACGUCGGCGCUGGUCCCUACGGCACCAGCAGCAGAUCACCCUACUCCAGCACAACCGAGACUCCCAAGCUCGAUGCUGCGGAAAUCGAAGAUAUUUUCCAAUCCAUGAAGAACUCCCAAGAGCAAGUUGCAGUUGCACCAAGCUCCUCUAGCCGCUUCAGAUGGUUCUCGCGACACUCCACUAAGAAAAUCAACCGUCGCGGCAAGUCCGAGUCUAAGUAG